ACCCAACACCAAACCAUACCAAACCAAACAGCUCAAUUGCAAUCAGUGAUGUCUGCCAAGCCCACCUCCCCCGUCGAAGAGAAGUUGGACGCAUUCCUCUCUCACCGACCCGCUGAAGCCGAACUCAAAGAGAAAAACAUCCUCAAAUCCUCCACCCUUCCCCCAACCCUCCAAGCCUCCGAAGCAGACCUCAAACGCCACCAGCUCGAGGACAAACUCAACGAGAAAGUUUUGCAUCGACCUGCGCCGGAGGAGUUGGAGAAAAGGGGCAUUUUGGAGAGUGGGGAGGGGCCGGGGCGUGAGUAAUGUGUGGGUCGGGUGUACUGUAUGCCCCGCUGGACAAUUUUUU
Molecule: messenger RNA, 349 nt
Organism: Saitoella complicata NRRL Y-17804
Lineage: Eukaryota; Fungi; Ascomycota; Saitoellomycetes; Saitoellales; Saitoellaceae
Exons: 3
Coding region: 49-306 (85 amino acids)
Source: RefSeq, a predicted model, not a curated record